Geodia barretti is the source of this 1197-nucleotide messenger RNA. The record is from the annotation of a GenBank genome assembly. NCBI's taxonomy places the organism in Eukaryota, Metazoa, Porifera, Demospongiae, Tetractinellida, Geodiidae.
AUGCAUAUCAUGUCACUUCCAAAUCCCCCUCCUUACGGCUACGCCAUGCAGCCGCCACCUCCCGUCGAGCCCGAGCGACAGUCGCCGCAUAGCGAAGAGGACGACGACAAAGUCAAGAGACCCAUGAACGCGUUCAUGGUGUGGUCGCGGAAGAUGCGCAAGAAGAUCGCAGAUGAGAACCCCAAGAUGCACAACUCCGAGAUCAGCAAGCGCCUGGGGACCCAGUGGAAGGCGCUCUCGGACGAGGAGAAGCGGCCGUAUAUCGAAGAGGCGAAGAAACUGCGAGAGGCCCACAUGAAAAAGCACCCCAACUACAAGUAUAAGCCCAAGAGGAAGAAGCAGCAGCCGAUCCGGCGGUUCCCCGUAGAUAUGACUCAUCCUUACGGUCCGUUCGUAAACUACCAGCGCCCGACGAGUCUCCCGCCGCAUAUCGGACUGGGCCAGCCGGGAAUGCCGCGUCAGGGAGUUCCAUACAGUCAGUCGCAGUACAUGCAGGGUCCAAGAAAUGACGGUUAUUCGCCCGUCAACGGAUACUACAGUCCGACCGCGUCCUACCCAUACGGAUACCCGUCUCCCGCAACAGCCGGGGGCGGGCUCGCUGCCGGGGCUCCGUCACCGUACGCUCCCUGCAACGGCGGCCCAGCCAACGGACGAACGGCAUACCCGAGCUCGCAGUGGAGCACCGCUCCAGUCACGUCCCCGACGAACGGUUACGGUCCCAACGGCACGCUUCCUCCGCUUCCCUCAGUAGGUAACAUGCACGAAUUUCCCAGUUCCCCGCAAUCCCUGAUGACUUACAGUCCGGACGGACCCACCUUCUCACCUCCCUCCACAUCUGGAUACCCUCUCCCAUACACUUCAUGCAGCAACGGACAUCACCUAGAUGACAGCCCAGUCCUACCACCAACGGGAUCCCCAGUCGGAAGUGUUGACUCUUACACUGGACCAAUGCUCGGAAAGACUCCGGAAGAUUCCGUAGCGAGUGCUGAUUCUGGGCCCGAGACGGACCUCAGUAGCAUGAUAAACGUUUACUUGGACGACAGCUCGUCUGCUGUUGGCCUGGAAGGCGGCGAAGCAGAAUUCAAGCUACUAACGCCGUCGUCCUGUGGAGAUUUCGGAGCUGCAACCCCAUUCACUUCAGACUCUCUACUGCAUGAAGCAGGGAGCUCAACUGUCCCUCUUCAGCAUCUGCUAUAG